UAGAAUCCAAAGCAAGACGCAUCGAUCGACCCCAAUUUCAACAAGUAAAUUGGUGUCCUAGAAAAAAGAGGCAAAUCUAGUUGGGACUGAAGUUGAAAUGGCAGUUUUGCAAGCAUUCCUGGUAGCUCUAUGCAUCACCGUGUUCCAUCAAAAUGUAGCUGAUGCAACUGCUGCAAAGAGCAUGUACCUCACCUGGGGUACCCAACACGCUGCGAUUCAAGGCGAGAAUCUUAACCUCGUGCUUGAUCAAACUUCAGGGUCUGCUGCUAUGUCAAAGAGAAAUUUCUUAUUCGGAAGCAUCGAGAUGCUGAUAAAGUUGGUACCUGGGAAUUCCGCCGGGACAGUAACAGCCUACUAUCUAUCGUCAACAGGAACCAAACACGAUGAGAUAGAUUUUGAAUUCCUAGGGAACGUUUCUGGACAACCUUACAUUGUCCACACAAACAUUUAUACACAAGGAAAUGGAAGCAAAGAGCAGCAAUUUUACCUCUGGUUUGACCCGACCGCUGAUUUCCACAACUACACCAUACAUUGGAACCCUACUGAAGUUGUGUGGUAUGUCGAUAGUUUGCCCAUUCGUGUUUUCCGAAACUACGAGAACCAGGGGAUUGCUUACCCCAAUAAGCAAGGGAUGAGGGUUUACUCCAGCUUAUGGAAUGCUGAUAACUGGGCAACUAGAGGUGGGCUAGAGAAGAUAAAUUGGACCGGUGCGCCCUUCACAGCCGGAUUCAAACACUUCAGGGCAAGAGCCUGCAAGUGGAAUGGAGCUGCCAGCAUUAGUGUAUGUGCCGCCACUUCCCGGGCUAACUGGUGGACUUCCCCUAUAUACAGCCAGCUGAGCAACAGUAAGCUCGGCCAGCUGCAAUGGGUCAGGAAUAACUACAUGAUCUAUGACUACUGCAAAGACAAUAAACGAUUCAAUGGAAACAUGCCACCUGAAUGUUCUAAACAACAAUUCUGAUUUGAGGCUAGGCAAUCAAGCUACAGAAAGAAACCCGAAUCCGGUUUCAACCAGACGACUGAUUCUGCAGCCUUAAUUGGCUUUCCUCUUCCAGUUCACAAAUGACAAAUAAAAUUUCCUCGCGGUUUUUAUCUGUUUCGAUUUUUCAAUUAUGUUGUAUUCUGCUGUUUUGUAUCAUUCUUUUACUUGUAUUCCAGUUACAUGGAUCUAUAAAGUUACAAACUUUCAGAGAAAAAAAAGUAUCAAUUAAACGACAAAGUUCCUGUUGAUUUUC
Messenger RNA from Malus domestica (apple), 1235 nucleotides. RefSeq names its product probable xyloglucan endotransglucosylase/hydrolase protein 26. Gene Ontology annotation, cellular component: apoplast; cell wall. Lineage: Eukaryota; Viridiplantae; Streptophyta; Magnoliopsida; Rosales; Rosaceae. Gene Ontology annotation, biological process: cell wall biogenesis; xyloglucan metabolic process. The record is from RefSeq and is a predicted model, not a curated record. Gene Ontology annotation, molecular function: xyloglucan:xyloglucosyl transferase activity; hydrolase activity, hydrolyzing O-glycosyl compounds.